Messenger RNA from Elephantulus edwardii (Cape elephant shrew), 834 nucleotides. It is a transcript of the gene RNASET2, whose product is annotated as ribonuclease T2. Gene Ontology annotation, cellular component: extracellular region. NCBI's taxonomy places the organism in Eukaryota, Metazoa, Chordata, Mammalia, Macroscelidea, Macroscelididae. Gene Ontology annotation, molecular function: ribonuclease T2 activity; RNA binding. The record is from RefSeq and is a predicted model, not a curated record. Gene Ontology annotation, biological process: RNA catabolic process. The transcript is spliced from 10 exons. The coding region runs from base 1 to 834 and encodes 277 amino acids.
AUGAAGCCGGGAGUUGCCCGCAGCAUCUUCCUGUGUGGGGUGGGCCUGGCUCUCUAUGCCCUAUGUCGCACGGAGCCUGUCCUGGCCAGGUGCCUGCCCCAUUUCCCUCCUGGCCCUGCCCACUUCCUUUUCUUCUUCCUGACGCUGAUUGUCAUGGGGUUCUUCUGGGAGAGCCACGAGUGGAAGAAGCUGAUCAUGGUCCACCACUGGCCGCCGACCGUGUGUAAGGAAGUGCAGAGCAACUGCUCGGACCCUCCGGACUACUGGACCAUCCACGGGCUGUGGCCUGACAAAGGAGAGGCGUGUAACCGGACGUGGCACUUUGAUUACCGCGAGAUUCUGGAUCUUCUCCCAGACUUGAAGAUAUACUGGCCGGAUGUCCUUCACCACUCUCCUAAUUGUACCACCUUCUGGAAGCACGAGUGGGACAAGCACGGGACCUGUGCCGCCCAGCUGGACAUCCUCAACUCGGAGAAGAAGUACUUCGGGAAGAGCCUAGAGCUGUACCGGCAGCUGAGCCUCAACAGUGUGCUGCGCAAGUUGGGGAUAAAGCCGUCCACCAAUUACUACGAGGUGGCGGACAUUAAAGACGCCCUGGCCAGCGUGUACGGAGUGGUGCCCAAAGUGCAGUGUCUCCCGCCCGCUCAGAAUGAGAAGGUGCAGAUCAUUGGCCAGAUAGAGCUGUGCCUCACCAAGGAACUGCAGCUGCGGAACUGCUCCGAGCCCGGAGACCCGGCUCCCCUCCAGGCCAGAGUCCGGCGAGAGUCGCACCACCUGCACGUUUGUGAGGAUGGCCCUGUCUUCUACCCCCCGCCCGAGGACACCCCACAUUGA